AUGUCUGCUCAACGUUUUCAUUGGCCGACUAUGCCAUUUAGUCGUGAAAUUCACAGCGGAUGCGCUAUAAACACUUCAAUCAUCAUUAAGGCUAAGCCUUACUCGGAUCCUACUAGGAGUUUGGUUAUAGAUUUAAAAAGCGAGAAAGAUAUCGCAUUACAUCUCACCAUACCUGUCAACAAACGAGGAAAUAUGGCCAUCAACUCUCGACUCAAUGGCAAUUACUCGAGCGAGAUCGAGAAACCAAUCUUUCUAGCAGUAAAAGAGCCCUUUGUACUUCAUAUUCGAAUGAAUCAACAUGCUGCUGAGAUUUACUAUAAUGACGCACACAUCGCUGACUUCAUUCAUCGUGUUGAUCCUUUAGAAGUUAAAUCACUCUCAAUUGAAGGACCUAUCAUAAUCGAAGAAGUUGCAUUUAACCCACCACAAGGAGCUUCACUCGAUCCUCUACCAUCUUAUGAAGAAGCUUUCAAGAACUCACUCCCACCCACUACAAGACCAGGAGAAGGAGCUUCAUCAUCUCGACCAAGAAACCCAACAACUAUUGCGGGAGGAACAAACCCUUUCUCAUACACGGCUGGUGAAUUACCACCCAAGCCCAAGACAGAAAUUUCCGAGAAGAAGCCUCCUUAUCCUGAAGAGAACCCAGGACAGGCAGUUCGUGUACAAGCAGGAUUACAAGGACAGGCAAGUUAUAACACACAAGUUGUCCAGCCUAUGCCUCAAGUUCAGCCACAGCCCCAGCCACAUACUCAAGCUCAACUCCAACAACAACCUCAAAUGCAGAUUCAGCCUCAGCCAUAUGGACAGAAUAUCCCACAAGGUUACCCGAAUGGUCAGAAUAUCCCACACGGUUAUCCGGGAGCUAUGGGUAGUGGGUAUCCUCAACAACCAAUGCCGAGUCAGAUAACCACAGUGCCCCCACCUCAACUGCCACCAUACAAUGUUUAUAAUCCAUACACGGAGAGACCAACAACGAUUGUUCAACAGCAGGCCCCUGAAACUACAGUUGUUUACCCUCAACAGACCAUCAUUCAACAACCAUACGUUGUUCAACCUCAAAUCUACCCUUCAGUUUAUGGCUAUUCUUACCCAACAUUUUUCUACGAAGGAGGAUAUGGCCAUCAUCAUCAUCAUCACGGACACCAUCAUCACCACUGCUAA
Molecule: messenger RNA, 1164 nt
Organism: Auanema sp. JU1783
Lineage: Eukaryota; Metazoa; Nematoda; Chromadorea; Rhabditida; Rhabditidae
Source: the annotation of a GenBank genome assembly